AUGAAUAAACUAACUUGCGAUCAAAUAGCUGAAAUCAUAACUAAUGAUGAAUCAGCCGACGAGCUUUUCGAGUAUGAUAGUAGUUCUGAUGAAUCAGACUGUGAAGACUUAGCACAAGAAAUUAGAAAACAGCUAGUAUCUAAAUUGACCAAAAAUAACGGAUCAAGUAGUAUUGUUUCCUCAAAUUCUGUUAGUGAAGUAAGUUUUACACCAAAAUAUGUAUUGGAUAAAAAAAAAUGUAAUGAUAUAGUUGAUAAUACACUCGGCUUAGGCGAUAAUGACUGUUCUAAUCGCGAUGAUCCGUAUUCAUAUUCAAGUUCUCCAGAAAUUUCUAUUUCGAAUGACAUCGAUCUAAAUUUAUUUGACAUAGAAAAUAUGGCAGUUGUCUUUGAUGACAAUUAUGUAGCUUACCCACAUACAUCAACACCAAACACUAAUACAAAUUAUAGCACUACACUAGAUAACAAUAGUAACAACUGUUAUUUUGAUAUUAAUUCUGUUAACCCAAAUAUUGUACAAAACUCUGUGAUUUCAAACCCAGAACCGACAAUUAAUAUUAAAAAACGUAAACGUAAAAUACCGGUUCCUACAAAAAAACAAAUUCCAAAAAAAAAUACUGGAUUAUCUGAUGGUACACUAUUUUCGGGACUUUGGAAUUUCAAUAAAAAUAUGUUACCUCAGUAUAGCCCAAAUAAUUUGAAUUUUGAUAGCUCACAUUCUGGAGUUAAUAAUGACAUAAUUAACAAUGUACCAUUGGAAAAUUUAGAAUUAUAUAUUUUCAAACAAAUUUUUGAUGAAGACUUGGUCCAACAUAUUGUUGAUGAGACAAAUAAGUUCUACCAUUUUCUAGUAAGCAAUACAGUUUUAUCAAAACAUUCUAAGCUUGGUAAAUGGAAAGAUACGAAUUUAAACGAAAUGUAUAUAUUUUUUUCUCUUAUGUUAUUAAUGCCACAUGUUAAAAAAAAUAAUAUUAAAGAAUAUUGGUCUACUUCGGUAUUACUAUCCACACCAAUAUUUGGGAAAAUUAUGACUCAAGAUAGGUUUCUAUUAUUAUUGAGAGUCCUUCAUUUCAAUGACAAUCGUAACCAGAUUCCUGGAGAUAGAUUAUUUAAAAUCAGAAUAAUUGUCGAAUCCCUCCGAAAAAAGUUUAGUUUCACAUAUCAGCCUCAUCAAAAAGUGUGUGUUGACGAAAGUAUUGUUGAAUGGAAAGGACGACUUCAAUUUAAACAAUACAUUCCAUCUAAACGGCAUCGCUUUGGCAUUAAGUUAUUCGUUCUAUGUGAUUGCAAAUCUGGUUUUGUUCUUGACUUUUUAAUUUAUACUGGUGAUAAUACUCAUAUAACUAUAAAUGACACAUUAAAGCUGUCUGGUUCAGUUAUAUCGACUUUAAUGGAGCCCUACGUAAACAAAGGUCACAUAAUUUAUAUGGAUAACUGGUACUCAUCUCCAAUAUUAUUUGAGUAUUUAUUGAAAAAAGAUACCGGAGCAUGUGGUACAGUUAAACAUACAAGGAAGGGCAUGCCUAGUUUCCCUAACAAAUUAAACGCUGGCGAAUGUGUGUCUGCUAUAUCGACAAAUCCUAAUAUGAUGAGCUGUAAGUGGAAAGACAAAAGGGAUGUACAUAUGCUAUCCACAGUUCAUACACCCGUAAUGAAAAAAACAAAUAUAAUAGAUAAACACGAAAACAAUGUACUCAAACCUGACUGUGUAAUUGAUUAUAAUGCAAACAUGGGUUUGGUUGAUAAGUCAGAUAUGCAGAUUUCAUUUAAUACAACUUCGAGGAAAUCCAUAAAAUGGUACAAAAAAUUUUUUUUUCAUUUACUAGAUUUAUGUGUACUUAAUUCUGGAAUCGUAUGUAGUACUUUAGAAAAAAAAACAUUAAAGUUGCCAGAAUUUAGAUUAAAAUUAAUCGAGCAAAUAUUACAUGCUCAUUUGUUGUCUGAUGAUAUAAUAUCACCUAGUCGUGGAGGGCGAAAACCAAAAGACGAUUUACCACUUAGACUUUCCGCUCGACAUUUCCCUUCAAGAAUCAACAGUGGAGAAGUUAAAAAAAAAAUUUCCAGAAGGUGUCAUGUCCAUUAUAACACAACAUUAAAUCCCCGAUCACGAAAAGAAACAUCUUAUGAAUGUACUGAAUGUAACAAAUAUUUAUGUUUGGAACCUUGCUUCAAGGACUACCAUACGAAAUUGCACUACUAA
Metopolophium dirhodum (rose-grain aphid) is the source of this 2199-nucleotide messenger RNA. RefSeq names its product piggyBac transposable element-derived protein 4-like. The transcript has a single exon. The record is from RefSeq and is a predicted model, not a curated record. NCBI's taxonomy places the organism in Eukaryota, Metazoa, Arthropoda, Insecta, Hemiptera, Aphididae. The coding region runs from base 1 to 2199 and encodes 732 amino acids.